AAACAUCUAAAUUUUUUUUAAAUAACAAGCAAUUUUAUAUUGGAAAAAUAUACCAACAUAUAAUUUAAAGUGUAACCAGGCGACAACUAUUAGGCUGACUGUUUUUUGGUAUAUCUCCUCGAUUUUAAAAAUGUAUUAUAAAAAUUAAUCCUUCGGUCACACCAAGAUACAUAAGUUCAAUAAAUCGAUGUUUCGGUAGUGCGAUCAAAACACGCAGAAUUUAAUUCUUAAUGUUAAGUUAAACUUUAAAAUGUUGAAGAGCGGAAAGCUGUGGAUUCCGCGGCUAAGCCGCUCCUACACAGCCAAGUCAAAGCGCGUUGUCCUGGGUCAAGACACCACCAAGAUUAAGAAUUACGAACCCAAAAUAUCGGCGACACAUGAGAAUCGCGUGUAUGUUUGGGGUUUCCAGGAAACCGGAGCCCUCGGGCUGCAAAGGAACAUCAAAAAGGCUCAGGAACGUUACACAGAAAUGGUGCAUCAUCCAACGCGGCUGCAAUUCUCCAAUAACAAUGAUAUAACUGAUGUAACUACUGGUUACGGCUUUACAGCUUAUGCCGUUAAUCGCUCCGACGGCGAAACGCUCUUCGGUAGUGGCCUCAAUACAGACUGCCAACUAGGCUUGCAGCCUAAGCCCAAGAGCAAGGAACCCGCCAAUCUCGAUGUCAUUAUCUAUCCCACGGCCAUAAAGUUACCACGUGAGGCAGGCGACACGGAUGAAGGGAUGAAGGUUCGCAGCAUGUCCGCUGGACGAGCUCAUCUCGUUGUGGUUACUCAGAAUGGAGCUGUGUUCACGUUGGGCAACAAUUCCUAUGGUCAAUGUGGUCGACCAAUCAUCGAAGAUGAAUGCUACACACGCAGUGCGGUUAUACACAGAAUACCACAGGCGGACAUCUGUGGCGAACAGGAUGAGAUCGUAAGCGUCGAAUGUGGACAGGAUCACACCAUGUUCCUAACCAAGCUGGGCAAGGUUUACACUUGCGGCUGGGGAGCCGAUGGCCAGACAGGACAGGGCAAUUAUUACUCCGCUGGAGUCAUCACUCUCAUCGCUGGCGACAUUGAGAAGGAGCGAAUUGUGCGCAUUGCUUGCGCAUCAGACUGUGUGUUGGCCCUGAACGAACAUGGCGAUGUCUUUGGCUGGGGCAACUCGGAGUACGGUCAGCUGGACGAUUCGCCAGAUGCGGAAAUGCAAAUCAACUCUCCGCGGGCGCUGCAGCUGACAAAAGGCAUUGGCAAGGUGAAAGAUGUGGCUGCGGGGGGCUCCUUUUGCAUGGCACUCAAUGAUCAGGGUCUGGUCUACACCUGGGGCUAUGGCAUCUUGGGCUUUGGUCCCUUCGUGGAACAGACUUCAAGGCCACAGCAUCUGCUACCACCGCUCUUCGGACGCAAUGACUUCAGCAAUGCAACCACAGUUGUGUCGAUUGGCUGUGGCGUGUUUCACAUGGGCGCCGUCAACUCGGAUGGUGACUUAUUUAUGUGGGGCAAGAAUCGAUUCGGGCAUCUGGGUUUGGGCCACAAGAAGGAUCAGUUCUUUCCCUUUAAGACGGCCAUCAAUGGCAAGGUGACGAAGGUAGCUUAUGGCGUAGAUCACACGAUAGCUCUAUGUCGACCUCAUAUAUAA
Drosophila nasuta is the source of this 1618-nucleotide messenger RNA. RefSeq names its product RCC1-like G exchanging factor-like protein. Gene Ontology annotation, cellular component: mitochondrial inner membrane. The transcript has 2 exons. Gene Ontology annotation, biological process: positive regulation of mitochondrial translation. Lineage: Eukaryota; Metazoa; Arthropoda; Insecta; Diptera; Drosophilidae. The record is from RefSeq and is a predicted model, not a curated record. Bases 251 to 1618 code for a protein of 455 amino acids. Gene Ontology annotation, molecular function: guanyl-nucleotide exchange factor activity; rRNA binding.